AACUCGAGUGCAGACCACCGCGUGAGGCUGGACCUGGGCCUGUGGGACAAGUUCAGCGAGCUGGCCACUAAGUGCAUUAUCAAGAUCGUGGAAUUUGCCAAACGAGUGCCUGGCUUCACGGCGCUGACCAUCGCGGACCAGAUCACGCUCCUGAAAGCUGCCUGCCUGGACAUUCUGAUCCUGCGCAUCUGUACGAGAUACACCCCAGACCAGGACACCAUGACCUUCUCCGACGGGCUCACCCUCAACCGAACGCAGAUGCACAACGCUGGCUUCGGCCCGCUCACCGACUUGGUGUUCACGUUUGCCAACCAGCUGCUGCCCAUAGAGAUGGACGACACAGAGACAGGCCUCCUCAGCGCCAUCUGUCUCAUCUCUGGAGGUGGGCGAGCCGGGGGCAUUGAGUGA
Molecule: messenger RNA, 408 nt
Organism: Labrus bergylta (ballan wrasse)
Lineage: Eukaryota; Metazoa; Chordata; Actinopteri; Labriformes; Labridae
Source: RefSeq, a predicted model, not a curated record